This is a messenger RNA of Chenopodium quinoa (quinoa), 2667 nucleotides long. Its product is annotated as dentin sialophosphoprotein-like. The record is from RefSeq and is a predicted model, not a curated record. Gene Ontology annotation, cellular component: nucleus. Lineage: Eukaryota; Viridiplantae; Streptophyta; Magnoliopsida; Caryophyllales; Amaranthaceae. Gene Ontology annotation, molecular function: RNA cap trimethylguanosine synthase activity; protein binding. Gene Ontology annotation, biological process: 7-methylguanosine RNA capping; 7-methylguanosine cap hypermethylation. The coding region runs from base 219 to 2522 and encodes 767 amino acids. The transcript has 5 exons.
CCAUUAGUGUGUAUGAAAAUAAUUGUGAGCAGGAUUAGUCCUUUACAAACGAUGAGGCCCUUUUUGGUAAUGAAUUGCCAAUAUCAAAUUACCUUUCAAUCCAGCCCGCUUAACAUUACCAAAUAGAGAGGGAAAAUUAAAUUUCCUGAAACCAAUUGAAAAAAACAUUAAAUCAAAUUACAUAAACCCUAAAACCUCGAAAACUAGAAGAAGCAGCCAUGAAUGCUUCAGAAAUUGAUCUCGAUUCACCUGCAAUCAAAGCUUUAGGUUCUCUCUUCAAGCUUACCGAAGUAUUCUUACUGGAUGAUGGUUUUCCAAUUGAUGAUAAUCGACAAGUUUCCUCAUGUCCUAAACACAUCAGAUUCAAAUAUGAUGAUGACGACGACGACGAUGAUCAUGGUGGGAAAAUUAGCUCGAAAUCGAGCAUCGAAACCUUGGAAGAAAGUGUUGUAAUGGAGGAUGUUGAUAUCUCCUUGGAAAUGAGUGCACUUGGGCUACCUCUCACUUUCCAAACUAGCAAACAUCCAAGCAGUGUGCAGUCUAAGGAAAAACAUAAAUUAGUGCAGCGUAAGGAUCAAGAUAGUCAGAAUAGGCUCAAGGAGAGAAUUCUACUAUCUCCUAAUCCAAAUGCAGAGAGCCAAACUUAUGCAGAGUUUCAAGAUACAUCAAGCAGUUCAUCUUCCUUAUCUAUGCCAGAUCAGGCUGAACUCUCUUGUUCUGGCUUUGAUGUCUUUGAUGACACUGUUAGAUUGUCUAAUUCUAGUGAUGGGGAGCAGCCUGCUACUGUGGCUGAUGUACCUAGAAAUAUGUCUUGUGAAGUUCUCAUUGAAGACCUGUUGGAGACUGAUUUCCAGAUGGAAAAUAAUAUUUCUAUAGCUGCCACAUCAAAUUUGUUGGAGAGGAAUACAAGUUGUGGACGCAAUAUAUUUAAUGAUUGUAUCAUAGAGCAUCCAAAAGAAAUAGAUAGAAGUUUGAUGGAACGAGUUGAUGCAAAGGGGGAUCAGUUGGGUAAUGCUAUGCAAUUGGAUGACCUUGGCUCCAGUAUGUGUAUUGAACAGACUCAGGUUGCUGGCAUGCCUUUAGACUCUGAUAUGGUUCUUGACAAUAAUGCUAAUAGCAACUUCAGUUCCAGUACAGUUUCUGGUGAAUGGAAUGCCUUCUGGGAUUCUUUUUACAUGAGAUAUUAUUUUUAUAACAGCAAAACCGAAGAGUCCACAUGGUAUCCACCCCCUGGGAUGGAAAGCUUUGUUUAUGGUGAUGUCUCUAACACAUGUGAUGAGUCAAAUACAGAAGCGAUUGGCGCUGUUGUUGAUCCUGCUUUUUCUCAAAAUGAAGAACAGUUAGAUAGACAUGAAUUGGAUGAUAAAGUACGCUUUGAUGAACGUACUGAAGACAAAGUGUUUGGUGUUCAAGCUUUCACCACUCAGGAUUUAUCAUCUAGUUCGGUAAUGCUUUCUGAUAAAUCCUAUGCGGUGAAAUUAUAUGAUCACCGUGUGCUCGAUGGAAAUUAUCAGACUGCGAUUACAUCUAGUUCUUCACUAUCUACCAUCAAUCCUUAUCAGAAUCCAGAAAACGAAAGAGAGCAAGAGGGUUCUGGUGGCAUGUCCACUAGCGUGUCUCAGUCAAAUAACUAUGACUCUGUUGACAGUCCUUGUGAGAAUGCUAAUGGAGACUGUAGUGGCAAUCUAAUAGCUCAAUUGUCAAAUUCAAGCAGUUUGAGCAGCGUUGAUGAAGCAGCAGUAUGUGAUGAUAACCUCAUCAAUCAUGCACCAAUAAGAAAGUUAGAGAAAGAGGCAAAUGGAUUACCCGCUGCUACCAAACAAAAGACAAAAAGAAGAAAUCGAAGAAGGAAGAAGUCGUUCAACAAUAAUGAUGAUCAUGAAUUUCAACCUGCUGAAGAAUAUUAUGUAGAUAUAACCAAAUAUUGGUGUCAAAGGUAUCUUUUAUUUUCCAAAUUUGAUGUUGGUAUACAAAUGGAUGAAGAAGGGUGGUUUUCUGUCACUCCAGAAGCUAUAGCCAGACAUCAUGCUUCCCGUUCUGGUGGUGGCGUUGUAAUUGAUUGCUUUACCGGUGUUGGUGGGAAUGCCAUACAAUUUGCAAAGACAAGUAAACAUGUGAUUGCUAUUGAUAUUGAUCCGAAGAAAAUUGAUUAUGCACAUCAUAAUGCAUCCAUCUAUGGGGUUGAAGGCAGAAUUGAUUUUAUCAAUGGAGAUAGUUUUUCUGUGGCACCAACAUUGAAGGCCGAUACGGUCUUUCUGUCACCUCCUUGGGGAGGGCCUGAUUAUCUCAAAGUGCAGUCUUAUGACAUAAGCAUGCUUCAGCCACAUGAUGGGCAAUAUCUUUUUAACACUUUUAAGGCAACUGCCUCACUGAUUAUCAUGUUCUUGCCUAGAAAUGUUGAUAUUGUCCAACUAGCAGAACUUUCUUUAUCUUCUAAUACUCCAUGGUCACUCGAAGUGGAAAAAAAUUACUUGAAUGGUAAAUUAAAGGCAGUUACAGCUUACUUCAGCAAGAGCAGUUGAAAAUCAGCUGAAAAGCGAAUCAUGAACAAAGUUUAUUCAACACCAGGUCUUGGAUUGUUUAUUAAUUCUUUGAUCCAAUUGUUUCAAGCCUUCAAUCUGAUGUAAAUUUUUUAUUUGUAAUGGCAAUAUGUGUAAUUAAGGUAAA